AUGCGUCUUGGCCUGACUUUAUCGCUCGUCUCAUCAUUUCAAAUCUUCCAGCAGUCAGUCAUCAACGAGCUUCACGAUGUUGACAAGAAGUCCAUUGUGUUCUCAAUUGCUAGUGCUGCAUUCCCACUGGGUUCGUUUUUUGAUCUUACCGCAUUGGGAAUGGCUUUCCCCUCCCACUCCCUUUCCGGAAUAGUGAAUUUCGAAAAAAGAGAUAAGAGCCAAUUUAAAUUAAGAAAGGCUUUAUAUGAUUAUGAUUAUGUGAAGAUACCCUAA
Messenger RNA from Strongylus vulgaris, 273 nucleotides. NCBI's taxonomy places the organism in Eukaryota, Metazoa, Nematoda, Chromadorea, Rhabditida, Strongylidae. The record is from the annotation of a GenBank genome assembly.